CAGAGCAAUCACCGACAGACCACCACGCGCCCUCCUGACAGACACACCUCACUCGGACCGCAGGAGGCACAAGUCCAGCCGCAAGCACGACGGUGCCGGCGCCGCCCGCGACGAGCACAAUGGCAGGAAUCAUCGACCCGCUCGACCACCUCGACGCCUCUCUGCAAGACUUCGAGCCCUCGCCUGGCAGCCCGCCGCCGGCCUUCGGCUACCCGUCGGCCCACUCUGGCUUCCGCAGCGACGAGACAGCGAGCGAUCCGAACGACUCGGAGGGGGCGGGGGAGGGGGAGCUAGAGGAGGAGGAGGACGCCUCGGCCGGUGGCUACAGUCCGCCGGCCUGGCGGCGCCUCGGAAACGGUGAUCGCAGCAGCGGCUUCUGGCGAAAGGGCAGGAACGUCAACGGCGGGGGCGGCCGCGGCGUGGGCGGCAAUGGCUGCGGUUUCGGGGGUUUCGACCUCGGCGGCCACCUCUCGCGCGAGUCGUCGCCGAGCUGCGAUAGCGACGGAGAAGUCGACGAGAUCCUGGAGCAGGCUAUUAGGACCAGAUUGCCCACGGGUUCGGUGUCUCCGGAGAAGGAGAGGAGUCCCGAACCCGAGCACGUCGGGCUGCGGGGAGGCGCGGCGAGGAUCAAGAGUGAGGAGGAGGACAUGAAGGCGACUCUGACGGGUCCGAAGGAGGUGUCAGAAAACUAUAUCCGCUUCGCAGUAAGGGCAGAGGUCCAACAACGCACGGAGCCCAUCGAGACUGCGAUUGACUUUGUACGCGGCACAUUGGGCAAAUUGACGAGGUCCUGGACGUCCAUGGCCCUCUCAACCCUGGUGGGAAUCCUGGCGUACUCAGUAAUGUGCUCAUUGUUCGGGCCCGCGUCCUUGCGACCCGUGCCCGAUCUAGUCAAGGUUGCCAGCAUCGCGAGGUCAUUCGAACCCCUUAUCCACUACUCCGAGAACGGCGUCCAGCAGGUCGGCGACUUGCAGGCCACGGGGGUCGCAGUGUGGGAUCUCGGCGAGAGCGUCCGGACGAGCAACAUGACCUCGGCCCCGAUUAUCGUCAAGGAGCUGGACGAGCUGAGCGAUAGCCUUAAGACUCUUGCCAUAGAGUUAACCAAGUUCUUCGCCAACGUUGACGGGGACAUUGACGGAAUCCUCAUCGUUAUGGAUUGGGCCCGCCGCGAACUUUCACAGCUCCAGCAAGUCCCACCCCCGCGGCUGUCGUCCGCCUUCGACAACAUCCACAACAUGCUCUCCGCGGCCGGCAUCCUAGAAGACGCCGCGACCGGGGAGCCGACCCGCGUGGGCGCCGUCGCCACGUCGCUGUUCGGCAUGUCUAACCCGCAGCGGUCCCGGCAGACGCUGCAGCGGACGUUCAACGAGUUCCUCGCGGUCCUGGAGGAGGCCAUCGAGUCGGAGCUGCAGCACAGCCUGGCCAUCUUCGGGCUCUUCGAGGCCAUCGACCGGCAGUUCCUCAACCUGGCGCGCGCCGUGGUGCGCGAGUCGAGCGCUCAGGACGACAAGCACGCCGACCUGCUCUCGUCGCUGUGGACGCGCAUCCUGGGCCCCAAGGCGAGCGAGGUCAAGAAGUACGAGCGCAACCGGCAGCUGCUGCAGAACGUGCGCGAGAAGACGGUGCGCAACAAGGGGAUCCUGGUCGAGCACAACCACCGCCUGCUGGCGCUCAAGGCGAACCUCGAGAACCUCCGCCGCAAGCUCGUCAGCCCGCUCGUCCGCUCCGUCAACAGCAGCACCCUCACCGUCGAGGAGCAGAUCCGCGGCCUCGAGGAUGCCGGCAUCUACCUCGAGGCCGUCCGCACCCGCCAGAAGGGCAGGCUGAUGGAGAUGCUGUACGGCAGUGCCAGGGGCGGGAGCGGCGGUGGUGCCGGCGACGCGAGGAGAUCUAUCGAUGAUGCCGGGGGUUCUGGGUACUGGCACGGGCACUGA
Molecule: messenger RNA, 1934 nt
Organism: Phialemonium atrogriseum
Lineage: Eukaryota; Fungi; Ascomycota; Sordariomycetes; Cephalothecales; Cephalothecaceae
Exons: 3
Coding region: 120-1934 (604 amino acids)
Source: RefSeq, a predicted model, not a curated record